AUGAAUUAUAUCUGCCUUUUAUGUCAUAACUCAGACUAUUUAAACAAUAUUAUUCAAGAGAAAAAGAGAAAACGAUAUGUAUUAAUUUGAGAAAUUUCUUUAGAAAAAUAACUAAUAGAACUCAAUAAAGUUCUAAAUACCAUGGAAUAUAGAGUAGGAGGUCAGGGCGAGAAUUGAAGCAAAAAUAGAUUUCUUAAUAGGUAAUUUUAAAGAUUAAGUAAAAUAGGCAGAAUAUUAGUUGAUGAAGGAAAUAUUAAAGUUGCUUUGGAAUUUUUUGAUGAAUCAAUUCAAAAAUUUGAUUAAGAUGAUAAUGUUUAUUAAUGGAAGGGUAGUAUUUUAACCUAUAUAAAUAGGUUUCGUAUUAAAAGCAAUGAAAAUGAAUAUAAAGAAGCUAUUGAGCUUUACGAUAAAGCUAUUUCAAUAAAUUAAAAUAAAGAGCAUGCAUGGUAUAAUAAGGGAAAUAAACUUAAAAUAUUUCUAAUUAGGUUCUGCAUUAGAUCUUUUAAUUAUUAUCAAUAAUCUAUUGAGUGAUAUGAUAAAGCCAUUUCUAUAAAUCCUAAGAGUUAUAAUUCAUGAAACAACAAUGGUAAUGAAGUUUAACUUAAUUUUAUCUAGGUUCGCAUUAGAUAUUCACUGAUUCGGCCAAUAUGUAUAAAUAUAAUGAAGCUAUCGAGUGUUAUAACAAAGCUAUUGCUAUUAAAUUCAAUAUUGAUAGUGCAUGGAAUAAUAAAGGGAAUAAAAUUUGAAUAUUUUUAUUUUGGUUUGGCACUAUAACAAUUAAAACAGUAUUAGGAUGCUAUUAUGUGUUUUGUCAAAGCCACUUUCAUCAAUCCUAAAAAUGAAUAUGCAUGGAAAAUUUAAGUUUAUAAUCUUUCAAUAUAUUUUUUCUUUAGGUUUAACUUUAAACUGUUUAAAUAAAUAUAAAGAAGCUAUUGUAAGUUGUGAAAAAGCGAUUUCUCUAAAUCCUAACAAUGAUCAUGCAAUUGUGUAUAAAGGUUUAAUUUUCCUUAAGUUAGGAUUUGCGCUAAUUCACAAACUACACAAGAUUCCACUAUAUUGGUUAAAAAAAUAUUAGGAAGCAUUAUUGUGUUAUAAUACAGCUCUUUCUGGUUCUGGUCAUCAUAUGAAAUUAAAACUGAAAGGUAUUAUUUCUUAAUUAUUUCAAGCUGA
Messenger RNA from Paramecium octaurelia, 1170 nucleotides. The record is from the annotation of a GenBank genome assembly. Lineage: Eukaryota; Ciliophora; Oligohymenophorea; Peniculida; Parameciidae.